Acipenser ruthenus (sterlet) is the source of this 4515-nucleotide messenger RNA. RefSeq names its product cyclin-F-like. Bases 66 to 2438 code for a protein of 790 amino acids. The transcript has 17 exons. Gene Ontology annotation, biological process: regulation of cyclin-dependent protein serine/threonine kinase activity; mitotic cell cycle phase transition. Gene Ontology annotation, molecular function: cyclin-dependent protein serine/threonine kinase regulator activity; protein binding. Gene Ontology annotation, cellular component: cyclin-dependent protein kinase holoenzyme complex; nucleus; centrosome. NCBI's taxonomy places the organism in Eukaryota, Metazoa, Chordata, Actinopteri, Acipenseriformes, Acipenseridae. The record is from RefSeq and is a predicted model, not a curated record.
GGCGGUGCAAAGCUGUGUUGGGGGAGGGGCGUCCGGAAGAGUUUGUUUCAUUCAAAUAUCUGUGGAUGUUCGGCGCUGUACUUCGUGUGUUUAAAAAAACAAAAUACUCUCAGUUAAAUAAGCAAUUAAAUGAUAUUUUUAUAUUUAUCUACUUCUUGCCGAGAUUCGUAUUUUGUAGCGAGUUUGAAAUGAAAGCAGGUGUGCUUCACUGUAGAUGCUCCAAAUGCUUCUCCUUGCCGGCGAAGCGACGGUUAAAGAAGCGUGCGCCCGCGCUGUCGCUGCUGAGCCUCCCUGAAGAGGUGCUGCUCUGUGUCCUCAAGUGCCUCUCUGCUCAGGACCUCCCUGCAGUCCGAGCGGUUCAUUCUCGUCUCCGGGACAUCAUUGACAGCCAUACUAGUGUUUGGGCAAAUGUCCGGUUUCAGGACGUGUGGCCAACGCCAGACAAUCUCUGGCUCUUUGAAAGAGCUGCAGAAAGCAGGAAUUUCGAAGCAGCAGUGAAGCUGGGCAUUGCCUACCUUUACAACGAAGGACCGUCCGUGAGUGAUGAAGGGCGUGCGGAGGUGUGUGGUUUGAAGGCCUCCCGCUUUUUCAGCCUGGCAGAGAGCCUGCGUGCCCCAGCGGACCCCUUUGUCUGGCUCUUCAUCCGACCUCCCUGGUCCCCGUCGGGCAGCUGCUGCAAGGCCGUGGUGUUCGAGAGCCUGAGGGCUGAGUGCCAGGCCGACCCGGGGAAGAAAGCAUCCCUGCUGUACUGUCUGGCCAGAGUUCUUCAGCUGUUUGAUGAUGAACAGAAGCACAGUGAAGCCCUGACCAUGUUAAAAGAGUCUUCCAGUCAUGGAUGUUUACAGAGCUCCUACCUCCUGUGGGAGUCCAAGAGAAGGGCUGCGAUGGGAGACCCAGGCAGAUACCUCCAGUGCCUACGAACACUCAGGGACUAUGCAGCUAAAGGCAGCUGGGAAGCGCAGCUGGCUCUGGCUAAAGCGUGCGUGAAUGGGAACCAGUUAGGUCUGGAAGCAAAGGCCUGCAGCGACGUGGUGUCUCAGAUCUUCCAGUCCUCCUACCCGCUCCCCAAGCAGGGCAUGUUCACGCUGCAGAAGGGGAUGAACGACACCAUGAGGUACAUCCUCGUGGACUGGCUGGUGGAGGUGACCACAAUGAAGGAUUUCUCCAGCCUGUCCCUCCACGUGACGGUGGGGUGCGUGGACCGCUAUCUCCUGCUGCGCUCCGUCCCGAAGGCCAGGCUGCAGCUCCUGGGAAUUGCCUGUAUGGUCAUAUGCACGAGGUAUACGAGUAAAGAGAUCCUGACCAUCCGGGAAGCUGUCUGGCUCACAGACAACACCUAUAAGUAUGAGGACCUGGUCAGAAUGAUGGGAGAGGUCAUCUCCGCACUGGAAGGCAAGAUCAGAACCCCUACGCUGCUAGAUUAUGGGGAGGUGCUGCUGUCUCUCUCUCCAUUGGACAGGAGGAGUGAGAAUCUCUUGCACUAUAUCUGUGAGCUGUCUCUGCUCUACACUAGCCUGUCCCAGUACUCUCCCGCCCGCCUGGCUGCUGCCGCACUGCUGCUCACCAGGAUCCUGCACAGGCACGCCAACCCCUGGCCCAGCCACCUGUCCGAGUGCACAGGCUACUCUCUGCAAGACCUGGUGGACUGUGUGCUGAGCCUGCACAAGAAGUGUUUCCAUGACGAUGUUCCAAAGGACUACAGACACGUUUCACUGACAGGUGUAACACAGCGGUUUGAGGAUGACUGCUACCAACAGAUUAGCAAGGAAAAGGUGCUGGAGUUCAGCGAGCUGUGUGUGAUCCUGGAGGUGAAAGAGGAAGAGCUGUCUGCUGCUCAGCCCCUCGUCUCCCCCAGCUCCAACACUGCAGACAUGCACACCUUCCUCUCCUCCCCAGCCAGCAAGAACAAGAGGAGAAGGGAGGACGGUCUUCGGGAAGACCGGGACAGCUUUGUGGCCACGCCCACGGCCGAGCUGUCCAAUCAGGAGGAGACUCUGCUGGGGAACUUCCUGGACUGGAGUCUGGACACUUCCUGUUCGGGGUACGAAGGGGACCGGGAGAGCGAAGGGGAGAAAGAGGGAGAAGUGACUGCCCCAUGUGCUGUGCUGGACUUGGUGUUUGAGGACGGCGAGCAGCACUGCCGAGCGCAGUCCAGUGAAGACGAGAGCCCCUCCGAGGAGGGGGGCUCUUCCUCCAGGACACGCGGGGUGCUGUUUUGUCGUCUCGGUGACCCCCUUGCUGAUCUCAGCUCAGGGUAUUCCUCUGUGAACAGUGGCAGCCCCCCCUCCUCCGCUAGCGCCCUGGGCAAGCCCCUCAGUGUGUCUCCGCUGGCAUCCCCCCUGGCAGCACAGAGACACGGCCACCGAUGGUCUCUCAAGAGGAAGAACGCAGCGGAGCACAGCGGGGAGGAGAUGAACAGUGGUUCUCUGAGUGUCUGAACUGACCGGAAACCAAAAACUCACGCGUCACCUGGCCACUGUUUCUCAAAAGUAACUUUUUUUUUAAAACCGAACAGUAUCAUUGGAGAUAUGCCCAAAUAAGAGAAAAAUCUGGUUUUAGUUAUGAAUUCUGACCAUUUAAACCAAAACGUGAAAAAGCACGUUGGACAACAGGAACCCAAAGACAACACUGCUUCCAUUCUGCAGCUGGCCCCCACUUUCAGUAAAACGGUACUACUCCAAACUAGAGAUGGCUGGGGUGUCCACGGUAGUGAGGGACAGCUGAGGUGCUGGAAUCAAACAAGGUCACCAUUAAUUAUUCUGUCAUCAUGCACCGACGGUACUGUAUAACAGUAUUAUUUCUGUAUCUGACUUACAUGCGCCACUCAACCCUGUACAGCGUUUCUGUACACGCUCAGAAACCUCCUUGGAUCAUACGCACUGCACCUUUCCAGUCUUCUCUGAGCAUGUGCUUCAGAUGACACCUCACUGUGCGAGGCAGCUUUAUCUAAACCACUUUACUGACAUACCUCUCGGGCUGAAAAAUGCUUGAAUGUUACUGGAUUUAGACCCAGUUUUUUUUCCCCAUUCUGUAUUCAGGGGACUGCAUCGAUGGCACUAACCAUAGCCAGGUUGUGUGCGUUUUUGUUAGGACACUGCAUAGCACUUUUUUCCUGAAAUUCUCAGUUAAACUGUUCUCUAUUUAUUGGGGGUCUAGAAUAGCGACUUUUUAAAUACUACAGUAUUCAGUAAAAACUGUUAUCUGCGUGUGCCAGUCAUUUCAUUUGCAAACCACUGAAGUUAACGCACAAACCGUUUACUCACGAGCACAUGAUUUGGCAUGGAGUUUAAAUAAAUAAAAUAAGAAUACACAAUCUUAAGCAUGAACAGAAAGUGCACUGCAUUUUAAAAUAUGGUACAUUCAGGUAUUUUUAUGUGUAAUACAUUACUUAAUGUAUUUUCAAUAUAACAUUGGGUGAUGGGGGGGAAAGGGUCCUUGUGCAAUUGUGCAGAUAGUGUCUCCAUGUUGCACUGGAGGGACAGGGAUGGGGUUGGGUAUAGCUAUGCAGUACAAAAUAGAGACAAUCUGAAUACAAUACAGGGAAUUGCUAUUUUUUUUAUUUUUUUUUUCAGAAAUUAUUUUGAAAAAUGUAUCUUGAUAUUGUGCCUUACAAACAAAAAAAAAAAUCAAGAUUGUCUGAAGACUCGGGUGUAACUUCUAGGAAGUUCACAGCAGAAUCACCCCUCCCUCCCAAAUUCAGGAGGCAUGUUGCCACCCUAAUAGACAUCUCCACAGGACUGGUUACAAACCAAACACCGGCGGUCGCGUCCCUGCAGUGUUACAGCAAUGACUAUCUACCCCUGAUAUUACCUGCUUGUGUAUCAAUGCCAUCAAUGUGUGUUUUGUUUUGUUUUGUUCUCUCAAUGAAUGUGAACGUUGGCUUGUAAAUACUUGUUGCGUCUUGAGCGAUUUAGCUAUAUAAAUAUAUUGUAAAUAUCAUUUUGUGUUUUAUUUCUGUAUUUUUAAAUAGAGGGGGAAGGGGAUAACAAAGUCAUUUACUUGAAAUGCUUCUAGCUGGAUUGGCAGAAUAUUUCUGUGUUUUAUUUUAAAUGCAUUAUUUUUUUAUUUUUUUUGGUUUUGCCAUUUUGUGUCAUUGCUUAGUGUUCUGUCAAGAUGUUUGCUACGAGAUUUCCUACCAAAAACCUUCUGCUCCCAAUUACAAACAUCCCAGUGCAGAGUGCUUGUCUCUUGUGUGGAGAAUACUGUACCAUUCUACAUGCAGAUCUCGUGCGGUUUACAAAGGCAUGAGUACUUCAUGUUCUGAAAACAAGCUGCCGAAGGAAUUACUAGCUGUGAAAAAAUAUUUUAAAAUAUAUAUAAUAGUAUUUCUGACACUAAGGUGCAUUACAGAAGUGGAUUUUGAGGAGGAGGAUUUUUAAAUGUGUGAUGCUGUCUUAACCAUGUGAUGAUGCAAAUGCGUCCAAUUUGUGUUGACUCAUUUCAGACUGAAACAGAAAACGUGUUCUGUUCUGAAGUGUCCUGCUGCAGUGAACAAUAAAAUACUCUUCAUUGGAA